Messenger RNA from Trichophyton benhamiae CBS 112371, 1821 nucleotides. Its product is annotated as MFS monocarboxylic acid transporter, putative. The record is from RefSeq and is a predicted model, not a curated record. Lineage: Eukaryota; Fungi; Ascomycota; Eurotiomycetes; Onygenales; Arthrodermataceae. The coding region runs from base 1 to 1821 and encodes 606 amino acids. The transcript has 3 exons. Gene Ontology annotation, biological process: transmembrane transport. Gene Ontology annotation, molecular function: transmembrane transporter activity. Gene Ontology annotation, cellular component: membrane.
AUGGCGAUAGACAGCAAGAUGGCGGACAGGCGGCCCGACCCUGUAGACAUCGCCAGUGACAGCGGCAGCGACAGCGAGAGUGACGACGGCAGCAUGGCCGACGGACCAGACAUGCCGCUCGUCAGGACGCAGACGAGGGACACAGAGAGGGAGAGAGAGAACGCUCGCAAGGAGGUUGUCCGUCUGGUCGCCUUUGUCUCCAGCGUCCUCAACGCACUAUCCGCUGGAGGAAUAGCUGCAUUCUCCCUCUAUGGCCCGCUGCUGCUCACCCGCCUGCACUACACCCAGUUCCGGGUCAACGUCAUCGCCGUUACGGCGGAGAUGCUCACCUACCUGAGCGCCCCGUUGUUCGGCUUCCUCUGCGACAGAGUCCGGCCCUCGCUCGUCUCCUUCAUCUCCGCCGUCCUCUUCGGCGCUGGAUACCUGCUCGCAGCCUUCACCUACCGCUCGGGACCCCCAGCCAGCCUCCUGGUCGGCCUGCCUGAGGAUGACGGCCCACCCAGGCCACACGGCUGGCCGUUCGGCGUCAUGGUCAUCGCCUAUGCCAUCAUCGGCGCGGCCACAGCUUGCAUGUACUUCUCUGCCGUCACCACAAGUGCAAAGAACUACGCCUCCAGCAAGCACAAGGGCAUCAUGCUGGCUGCCCCCAUAGCUGCGUACGGGCUCAGCGGCAUCUGGUACAGCUUCCUGGUCAAGUUCUUCGUCUACCGCGGCGCAGACUCCACCGCUCACAGCGACGGGUCCGGAGUAGACCUUAUCCACGGAGACGUAGAUGUCUUCCGCUUCUUCGUCUUCCUCGCCAUCGUCACCUUUACCGUCGGAGUCAUAGGCGGAUUCGCACUGAACGUGGUUGACGAAGAGAAACUUAUCGAGGUCGGUGUCGAGGAGCUCGAGCGGAGUGGACUGCUGGUUGAUACGGACGGGCAGUAUGGGACUUUCCGUGCUGGCCAUGGCCACGAUGAUACCAGUAACAACAUCCAGGCUGAUACCCAUCCGGACGACAAGGUGAAGAAGACAUGGCUGCUUAACCAGGAGACCAAGCUCUUCCUCCACGACAGGACCAUGUGGCUGCUCUCCCUCGGCUUCAUCCUCAUCUCCGGCCCCGGAGAGGCAUACAUGAACAACGUCAGUCUCAGCCUUUUUUCUUUUUUCUUUUCUUUUUCUUUUUUUUUUCGUUUCUACCUCCAACUUUCCUCUCUCUCUCUUUUUCUCUAUGUUGGCACUCUUACCAGCACCCUGUCACCCCCUUCAGCCCAAGACAAACCAGGCACUCCCUUGCCCGCAGGAGAGCCAUCAACCCACGUAGCUCUAAUGGCACUAACCUCUACCCUCGCCCGUCUCAUCACAGGCUCUCUUUCAGACUACUUCGCUCCCAGACAAGCAUCAACUUCAGACCGACGGACCUUCUCCCGUCUCUUCUUCCUCAUCCCCUGCGCCCUCCUGGUCUCCCUAGGCUACUUGGUCCUCUCCUCCCCCGUUCCACUCUCCUUCCCUUCUCUCCUACAUCUGACAACCACCUUCAUUGGCUUUGGCUACGGCGCCUGUUUCUCCCUUGUUCCCAUCAUCAUCUCUGUUGUCUGGGGGGUGGAAAACUUCGGCACCAAUUGGGCUAUUGUUUCCAUGAUCCAGGCCCCCGGUGCCGGCCUGUCAGGGGCCAUCUACUCUGCCGAGUAUGAUGCUAAUGUCUCUGACAACGGACAGUGCUUUGGCUGGAAGUGCUAUGGGUUUUGGGCCGUGGGCAGCGUCAUUGGUGUUUUGAUUGCUGCCACCAUGUGGAUGGUUGCUUGGAGAGGGUGGAAAAGACGAAGCAUUCCGGUUUAA